UCUCGAAGACUCACUUCCUCAGCCUUGAGAAGGCCCCACUGGCACAGCUGAGGCGGUGGUGAAUUUCAUCGUCAAUGACAGCUUUAGAUGACAGGAGGCCGAGAUAUGGGAAGUGGUCCACGUUUUCCAGUCGGAUUUUGUCAAUUGAGAGGUUUGGGGGCAGGACAGGCGCAGUACUGUUUGGUGAUGAUUGGUGGAGGAUUUGAGUUUUCUUUAUAUUGAUGGCAAGACCAAGCUGUUUGUAUGCCUUCGCAAAGGCAGACAGAGUGCGCUGUAGGUCCUCUUCUGAGAGGGCUACAAGGGCGUUAUCGUCUGCAUACUGCAGCUCCAUGAUGGACAUGGUGAAGGUUUGACCUUUAGCCCUGAAACGGUUGAUGUUGAAGAGUUGACCGUCGGUUCUGUACAUUAUUUCGACUCCCUGGGGCAGAUGUAUGUUUGUGAGAUGGAGGAUCGUAGCAACAAAAAUGGAAAAUAGUGUUGGCGCGAUGACACAUCCCUGUUUUACACCUGUGUCUACCCUAAAGGGUUCCGUUUCAUCUCCACUGCCACUGAGCACUGUGGCUGACAUGUUAUCAUGUAGUAGUCUCAGUACCCGGAUGUAUUUAUCUGGGCAGCCAAUCUUGGACAGAACCAGCCAAAGGGCCUGACGGUUAACCGAGUCGAAGGCUUUGGUGAGGUCUAUGAAGGCCAUGUAUAGUGGUUGGUUUUGUUCCCGGCAUUUUUCUUGCAAUUGUCGUGCGAUGAAAAUCAUGUCUGUGGUGCCUCUGCUUGGGCGAAAUCCACUCAGGAAGCGCGCUUUCUGACAGGGGGGCGAGUCUGUUGGCCAAAACCCGAGCGAGGGCUUUCCCUAUGGUGGACAGGAGAGAGAUGCCAGAGUAAUUCCCACAGUCUGCCUUGUCUCCUUUCUUAAAUAUGGAGACAAUUAGGGCAUCUCUGAGCUGUGCAGGGAUUUCCUCUUCUUCCCAUAUUUUGAGAAGCAGGGCAUGGAUGUGCUUGGUAAGAUCGGGUCCGCCUUUCUUCAGGACCUCUGCUGGAAUGCCGUCGGGCCCAGCAGCCUUGUUGUUCCUCAUCUUGCCAAUGGCAUCCUGCAGCUCACCCAAGCAGCAGCAGACCAUCCUUUGAGCGAAGGGGGGUUAGGCAGUGGUGGCUGGGACCAUACACCACUCGUGUGGCGUCAAAGAAGCCUCUCGUGUCUCAAGAGUCAGCAAGCUGCUCGAUCUCCAGAGCCUUCUUUGUCCACCGCUGGUUCUUCAGUUCUCUAACCUGUGUUUGGACAGCUGCCUUCGCUUUGGCGUGGGCUACUCUUUUCACUUUGCAGUGGAUGUCGCUUUGCCAAGUGAUGCAAACUGAAGACUCUCCCGAGUCCGUCGUCGUCAUCUUAGAUAUUGAGAAAGGGCCUCUCAAGGAUUGUUGUGGAUAUUAGUUGUCAUCAUUCUGUGUAAGGAAUAUUGUAUCAGUUCAACACACACACAACUCCAUGUGAAGAUUGUGUGUAACUAAGCAAUAUCUUACACCACUGAUGUGUUCCAAGAGAAUUUUUCUCAGGGGUGUCACUUUACGACCUCUGGAAAUCUGAUGAUUUCUGUAUUCUUUAUCAUUUUUCUAUAAUCUAGUUCGCAAUAAAUACUUAAACACAAAGUGAGUUCAAGAUACUUUGGAUUUCUCAUAAGGCUUCAAUCCACAAAUUUCCACCACAAAAAUGUUCCAUUACAGCAAGUCAAGUGUUUUUUUAGUGAUUUCAAUACAGAGAAAAACGAGAUGAGGGGCCGGUUUCGGAGACAAGGCUCAAGCCUAGUCCCAGACUAAAAUGCUGUUUGAGCUGGCUUAACUGAAAUUCACUUGCACAGACGUAGCUUAAAAUACUCGUGGAUUAAGCCUGUUCUGGAUUAAACAAAGCCGAUUGCAAAAUUGAGCAUUAGAGCUACUCCAGGACUAAAUUGGACUGAAUUGAAGCUUAAACUAAUCUGCCAAGGAGGCAGGUUUAACUCCCGCUUAGUAGGCUAGGCUACUGUUUGUGAAACUGAGCUUGGAUUGUUUGGGAGCAUGGACUAUUUGGAAUAUCUAAAUGAGGACCAACAUGCACGACAAAGGCCAGCCAGACGAAUACUGCUGGAUAGGAGUGAUCCAUUGAAUCAGUUUGAUGAAAUAACUUUUCGAGACCGCUUUCGUAUGCACAAGGAAAAUGCAUUGGAGAUAAUUACUUUGCUUGAGCCUAGACUUUCCUCUCUGUCUCAAAGAGGAAGGCCUGUGUCCAAUCAACUGCAAGUUCUGAUCACUUUGAGGUUCUUGGCAUGUGGAAUCUUUCAUCGUGAAACUGGUGAUUUGUGUGGUGUCAGUGAACCAACUGUAUGUAGAAUAGUUCACAAAGUCUGCAGUGCCAUUUGUGAACUGAGGAGUCUUUACAUCAAGUUCCCUGAUGCUGCUGGGCAAGCCAACUAUAAAGUGCAAUUCUAUGAAUAUGGGCACUUUCCAGGAGUGAUUGGCUGUAUAGACGGAUGUCAUGUUCCCAUCAAGUGUCCAUCAACUCCUGAUGCAGAGGAAUACAGGAAUCGUAAGAACUGUUUUUCAAUCAAUGUUCAGGGUGUAUGCACUCCUAAUUUGGAGUUUUCAAACAUUGUUGCCCGUUGGAAAGGUGCAACCCAUGAUUCAAGGAUUUUUCUCAACUCUUCAUUGUGUGCACAAUUUGAGAGUGGACAACAUAGUGGACUACUACUUGGUGAUAGUGGAUAUGGUCAGAGUAACUAUUUAUUCACACCACAUCUAAAUCCCACAACAGCUGAGCAGCAAAGGUACAACAGAGCUCAUAUCCGUACUAGAGGGAUGAUCGAGCGUAUGUUUGGAGUAUGGAAAACUCGAUUCCAGUGCUUACGAAAUACGCUUCGUUUCAAGCCAAGAAGAUGCUGCAAAGUGAUCAUUGCUACAGCUGUGCUGCACAACUACCUGAAGCAGCAUGGCUGUCCUGACCUGCCAAUGGAAGAUCAGGAUGAUGCAGAUGUGCCCAUGGUGGCAGAGGCAGCCAAUGACCAGCGAGGACUUGCACACAGAGCUGCUUUCACAGUGCAGCACUUCAGCAUUUAAAUAUGGAAUGUAUCCAUUAUGGUAUGGUGGUGCUUGCAUACUGUUUCUGUACAAAAUUACAAUAAUGUAGCAAAAUUAAACUAGUGAACUAGUGAAUAGUUACCCGGGUAAUAUGUAGUUUGUGAUGAUUAAUACUCACUCACACGCCAAAUGACAAUACAUUUAUUUUUAUUUUUCACAAUUCCUCAUAUUCACCAUGGCUACUAGUAUGCAGAAUUCUUUUUUGGAGCAUAGCCCUCUCUCCCAAUUUCAUAUCCAGUUCAACCUCUAGAAUUCUCAUUUUCAUUUCAUGUUCUUCUUUUAAAUAUUCAAUUUUACGCUCAUGAAAUUCUCUGGCUAACUUUUCAUGCAUAGUUAUCUUUUUUGGUCUCUGUUGGAUGGUAGCAGCUUCAUCUCCCAGGGGUGCCAUAGCAGAUGUGGAGGGUUCAGGCUCG
Messenger RNA from Pungitius pungitius (ninespine stickleback), 3512 nucleotides. Its product is annotated as putative nuclease HARBI1. NCBI's taxonomy places the organism in Eukaryota, Metazoa, Chordata, Actinopteri, Perciformes, Gasterosteidae. The transcript is spliced from 2 exons. Bases 2044 to 3078 code for a protein of 344 amino acids. The record is from RefSeq and is a predicted model, not a curated record.